AUGGCCAAACCAAUCCAUUUCCCCGGCCCACAUGAGCCCGUACACAUCUUCCAGGACGACUUCUUCGAGCGACAGGCGCCCAUGACCUGCCACGCGCCCAUGCCCGCCAUCACAAAGCCCGCCCGUCGCCCUCUGAGCAGCUCUAGCUCAAACGUCAUCCUCAACCCUCCCUACGCGUCCCACGCCAAUUACUCUCCCCACAAGACCAACUCGUCGUCUCCUCGCUCCCCCCUCAAGUCCUCCAACGGCAGCAAGCUGAACAUGGUGUCCAUGGCUCCCCCCAUGGGCAAGGGGCCCACGACCGACUCCCUCCAAAAGCGACCCCAUCUCUCAAAGUUCAAGACGGCUGCCGCCCAACGCUCUGCCUCCGCCCCGAGUAUCCAUUUCGGCAAGGAAAACGUCCACCCGCAAAUCUUUCCUGCGCCCCCCACCAUCAAUCUAUCCCUCGAAAACUACUACCAAAAGCCCAACGGCAAGCGCGGCCUGAUGGACGCCGCCCCCAUCAAGGACGCGAGAUCGGCCAAGAAGACAAAGACGGACGACGCCACUCUCCCGCCCCACGACUCUUUCCCGCCCACCCAAGACGACGGCACCAAGCCCCCUCACAGCUACGCCCAGCUCAUCGGCAUGGCUAUUCUCCGAUCCCCCCUGCGCAGAUUGACCCUCGCCCAGAUCUACAAAUGGAUCAGCGACAACUAUUCGUUUUACAACCCCAAUGACGCUGGCUGGCAAAACAGCAUCCGGCACAACCUGAGCCUCCACAAAAACUUCAUCAAGAUUGAGCGGCCCAAGGACGACCCGGGCAAGGGCAACUACUGGGGAAUCGAGCCGGGCACAGAGUUCCAGUUCCUCAAGGAAAAGCCCAGUCGGAAGCCCGCCACGGCCCCCGUGCAGGAGCCGACGCUGCCUCCCCCGGCCCCCAUGCACCACUGCAGCCUCCCGCCCCUGCCCACGUCCCAGGCCACCAUGUCGAUGCCCCUGGAGCUAUCCUCGGACGCCACCAUUCCCAUCUCCGACAACGCCCCGCACGACGAGCCGGCGGAUAAGUCGGCCGAGCACGAGCUGCCCGUCGAGUCGUCGCUCUACUCGCCCCUGCCCGCCAACAUGCACUCGUCGCCCCCUGUUUCCAGGAACCUGGAGAGGCGCAGCGGCACCCCGCCAUCUGCCGCCCGCAACCCAGGCUCGUCGGCGACGCGCUCCCACAAGCGCAGGUUCGCGUCCAUGGACGACAGCGGCUACAUCUCUUCGCUCGAGUCGUCCGUCAUGCGCCCGAACCAGAAAGCGCUCUUGCUCACCUCGGAGGCUGACCGGCCCCGCAUCAAGCGCGGCCGCGCCGAAGAGGAGAUUGCGCGCCUGCGCGGAUCCUCUCCCUUCAGCCCGACCAAGUCGCGCUCGCUCUCGACCUACGGCCCUGUCUCUUCUUCGCCGCUGCGUCAGGCCAACGAGCACCAGAUGCUGCCACCACUGACGCCCGUCAUCAAAAUGAAGCCUCCUGUCCGGCCUCCUCCCUCGGCCUCCCCCAACACCAACCUCCGCAUCCAUCGCGACAAGGUGCGCAACAUGCUGCAGUCCCCUCUCCGCCGGGUCACUGGAGUCGGCGAAGAUUGCAUCCCCUGGAGUCCCGCCUUCAACCUGGACGAUGCACUCUACGCCUUCGACGACGCGGCCACGACCACGACCGACUUCGACAUCUUCCAGGACAUGACGUCGGUGGAUGACACCAUGUUUCCGGGCAUGAACCCUCUGGACACGGGAUCGCCCAUCAAGCGCUCCGCCAAGCGCGCCCGAUGGGACCGGUCGGUGUCCACGUCUGCCCUCACGGACAUUACCAACUCGGGAAAGAAGAAGCCAGCGGCCUAUGUGCCGUUGCUCAAGUUUGCUGAGCAAUCACCUUCUCAGUUCCUGGAAACGCCAAGCAAGGCGUUUGAGGGCCUCGGGUCACCCUCGAAGCUCUUUGGCGAGUCGCCCCUCCGCAAUCCCUCGCCAAGCAGGUUCAUGCUCGACCUGCCCGGCGACGGCGACUGGCCCAGCCUGGCCAUGGACCCUAACGACUUCAUGUCUCAUGAUGUUUCCGGCGGCUCCGACUUUUCUGGACUGGACAUCUUGCAGGGGUUCGAAAAGAUUGGCUCCAACGCUCCGGCUUUCAAGCAGCCUAAGAUUCCCAAACCCGCCAUGGGGCGAAGCUACACGACGAGAUUUUAG
This is a messenger RNA of Hirsutella rhossiliensis, 2202 nucleotides long. Its product is annotated as forkhead domain-containing protein. Gene Ontology annotation, biological process: regulation of transcription by RNA polymerase II. Gene Ontology annotation, molecular function: DNA-binding transcription factor activity, RNA polymerase II-specific; RNA polymerase II cis-regulatory region sequence-specific DNA binding. The record is from RefSeq and is a predicted model, not a curated record. The coding region runs from base 1 to 2202 and encodes 733 amino acids. Lineage: Eukaryota; Fungi; Ascomycota; Sordariomycetes; Hypocreales; Ophiocordycipitaceae. The transcript is spliced from 2 exons.